Messenger RNA from Exophiala bonariae, 1506 nucleotides. RefSeq lists its product as uncharacterized. Gene Ontology annotation, cellular component: membrane. Gene Ontology annotation, biological process: transmembrane transport. The transcript is spliced from 3 exons. The record is from RefSeq and is a predicted model, not a curated record. The coding region runs from base 1 to 1506 and encodes 501 amino acids. Lineage: Eukaryota; Fungi; Ascomycota; Eurotiomycetes; Chaetothyriales; Herpotrichiellaceae. Gene Ontology annotation, molecular function: transmembrane transporter activity.
AUGGAGACAGCUAUCAAGAAACAAGCGAUACCUGAAACAAGUAAGCCUGGAGAAGAUGAAGUUACUGUCAUGCAGGAAUGGGAUUCAAAGGAGGAAAGCAGGAUUGUCCGAAAAUUGGACUUCUUCCUGAUGCCAAUCCUGGUUGCAGGCUUCUUCGUGCUUCAGCUUGAUCGCUCCAACAUCGGCAACGCUCUCACAUCAACGCUUACCAAAGAUCUUGGUAUCACCAGGGACGAAGUAAACGCUGGUAACCAGUUACAAAUUGCAGCCAUCGUGAUUUUUGAAAUUCCGUCGAAUAUCAUCCUGCAGCGCGUGGGAGCCUCGGUCUGGAUCACAUUUUUGGCUUUUGCGUGGGGAAUUAUAGCGACUCUUCAAGCUUUCUGCACAAACAAGGGGUCUUUUUAUGCAACAAGAUUUCUCCUGGGCGCCUUUGAAGCAGGCUAUAUACCAGGCUGUCAAUACAUUCUGGCACUGUUCUACAGGCGAACCGAACUCGCUCAACGCACCGCAAUCUUUUACGUUGGAAACUAUCUGGCUGCCGGCACCGGUUCGCUGAUGGCUGCUGGCAUCUUACAGCUGGAAGGUGCCAGAGGUCUUGCGGGUUGGCAAUGGAUUUUUCUAAUCGAGGGAGCUAUCACUCUGGCAGUCGCUGUCGUCAUCUUAUUUCUCCUUCCAAAGGACCCUCUGAACACAGUUGGCUUGGCCAGGAUACAAAAGCUCAAUCCCUUCACAGAUCAGAAGCGCUCAAUUCUGCACAAGAGGAUAAUUAUUGAUGAUCCACACAAAGAAGCCAAUGCCCAUGAGUGGAAGCUCAGGAACAUGCUCAAGGCGCUUGCCGAUAUUCGACUAUGGGCGCAUAUGGGUAUCAACGUGUUGUCGCUCGCUCCCAAAGGCGGCCUACAAUUGUAUUCACCAUCCAUCAUUAGAUCCCUCGGGUUCGAUUCCUCCAAAGCCAACGCCCUCAAUUCAGUCGGAAACUACGGCGUGAUCAUACUCUCGCUAUUGGUAUCCUGGAUUUCAGAUCGAACUCGGCAAAGAGGACUAUGGUGCCUCGUGGCCAGUGCGUACUCAAUGAUUUUCUCCGGAGUAUUAUUUGGUCUACCUGUCGGAUCAGCCAAGUGGACCAAGUACGGCAUGCUGAUGUUAUUAAACUCGGGCAAUGCAGUCGCCCAAGGUCUGAAUGAUGCUUGGUUGAGCAGUAACUGUAAGACUCCCCAGCAGCGGAGUAUCGGCCUGGCCAUGGUCGUAAUGGGGAGUAAUCUGGGUGGUCUGACCGGUCAACAACUCUUUAGAUCAUCUGAUGCCCCACGCUAUGUGAACGGGUUUUUGGCAAUCUUGUGUCUCUAUGCAGCAUCCAUGGUGGCCAUUUCGCUUCUCACGGGUUUAUAUUUCUUUCAGAAUCGAAAACUCGAUCGCAUGGACACUCGCCCAACUGAUGCUGAUGACAGCUUACAGACCGCAAGUCCUCAGGCGUUGGCGGAGAAAAGAUGGAGAUUUGAGAUGUAG